Molecule: messenger RNA, 420 nt
Organism: Melampsora larici-populina 98AG31
Lineage: Eukaryota; Fungi; Basidiomycota; Pucciniomycetes; Pucciniales; Melampsoraceae
Exons: 5
Coding region: 1-420 (139 amino acids)
Source: RefSeq, a predicted model, not a curated record
AUGCUUGCAUUUCGCACUUCUAUCGUCGUGAUUGUGUUAGGACUCAUAUCUACAAUCACGUGCCAACAAACUUUCUCUGUCAAGUGCAGUGCUGGACUCAAGUAUUACGAUAAAGACCACUUCCUAUGUCAAUCUUUUGAUGAUGACAACGACAAUGAAUACGCGCGUACAACCUACACAAACUGGAAAUGCCUCGCGCCCAUGCAGACGCACCCUUCAGGCAGUGACUGUGUCACAAUUCCCGACCAGCGCAUAGAAAAGUCAGUUAAAUUGAGCAGCGCCACAUGUCGUGAUAUUUACUCAACUUGGGUGAGCGAUAAAUUUAAGAAGGGUAUCCUUUGUCGUACCACUACUGGUGUCCGAGUGAAUUGUAAAGUCAUGCAAGCCGCUUCGUUUGCAAAUUGCGAGAAGAUUCGUUGA